UCAAGAAAGAGACUGCUAGCCUGGAGUGCACUCUGACCUGUCUCGGAUUGCCCCAGAAUCCAUCUUCUCUCAGGAAUAAGACAUAUUAUGAUCAUUAUUAUUUAUGGAAGAUGAUUGAAAGUGAAAAUCUAAACCAAGACGAAGUCAUUAAAGAACUGUGCUUUUGCAAUGGUCUACCUUAUGAGAUGAUUGGACAAAAAGGAUCAGACACCUCAAAAUUGGAGAUGUUUUUCUCAGGGUAUCCCUGUAUAGCUGGAUUAACAUUGUUCCCUAACUUAACAAGUCUUACAAUUGUUGCUCAAGAUAUAAAAGAAAUUUCAGGGUUAGAAACUUGUUCAAAGCUUAAAGAACUUUGGAUUGCUGAGUGCUGCAUAGAGAAAAUUGAAGGUCUUCAAGAAUGUAGAAAUUUGGAAAAACUAUAUUUAUAUUAUAAUAAAAUCUCCAAAAUAGAAAAUAUAGAGAAAUUAACCAAAUUGGAAAUUCUUUGGCUGAACCAUAAUACAAUUAAAAAUAUUGAGGGCUUGUACUCUUUGAAGAAUUUAAGUGAUCUCAACCUUGCUGGGAAUCUAAUAAGCAGCAUUGGUCGAUGUCUUGACCCCAAUGAGAAACUGGAAAAACUAAAUCUUUCUGGUAACCAGAUAAGUUCCUUUAAGGACCUCACAAACUUGACCAGGCUGCCUCACUUGAAGGAUUUGUGUCUGAAUGAUCCUCAGUAUAAAACCAAUCCAGUGUGCCAGCUGUGUAAUUAUUCCACGCACAUAUUAUAUCACUUGCCUAGUCUUCAAAGACUUGACACCUUCGAUGUGUCAGCAAAACAAAUCAAGGAAUUAGCUGAUACUACAGCAAUGAAAAAAAUAAUGUAUUACAAUAUGAGAAUAAAAACUGUUCAGAGGCAACUCAAUGAGGACCUUGAAAAACUGAAUGAUAGAAAAUGCAAAUUGCAGAAAUUGCCGGAAGAAAGAAUAAAAUUACUCAGCUUUGCAAAAAAAACUCUGGAACGAGAACUGGCUGAGCUCCGGGGGUCUGGCAAAGGCUCUAGUGAUAAAUCCCCUAACAGUAAAGCAGCUGAACCUGAAGCACCAAAGGAAAAUGAGCCUGCCACAGAAGACACAAGCCUUCAACAGAAGUUAUUAGCCAAGUUAAAUGCCUUGAAUGAAAGGGUAACAUUCUGGAACAAAAAACUAGAUGAAAUUGAAACAAUUUAUCGUAAUGAAGUAAAACAAAAGAAGAAAAGUCAUGGGUUACUGAUCCCAUUUUUGCUAAUUGAAUUGGAAACUGUGGGAAAUAUCCAUUUUGAAGAAGGCACUCGAUCUAAUGAUUGGUUUAAUUCUUGCUACGAACUGAUUUUAUCACGUUUCUGUACAUGGGACUUCAGAACAUAUGGUAUUACAGGAGUAAAAGUAAAGCGGGUGAUUAAAGUUAACAACCGUAUUCUGAGACUGAAAUUUGAAGAGAAAUUUCAAAAUUUUCUGGAUCGUGAAGAUAUACAUAACUCAGAGAACUAUCGAAAGAUGCUGGAAUGCCUUUUUUAUGUUUUUGAUCCAGAAGUUACAGUGAAGAAAAAGCAACUGCUCCAGAUACUUGAAAAAGGAUUCAAGGAUAGUGAAACAAGCAAGCUGCCACCCACAAAAGAAGCUGUUGUUCUUGCUAAUAGCCUAAGUAUAUGUGAAUGUCCCCGAAUCGAGUUUCUACAGAAGAAGUACAAGGAUGACAAGAAAAACCCAGUUGAACAUGAGCUCUUCAGACAUGGGCUCCUCCUCAUUACAAAGGCUUUUCUUGGUCAGACUGUUCAGGCUCGUGAACAAGACUCCGUCACUUCAGCCAACUAUCCUCUGGUUAAUUCAGUGUUCAUCCCUCGGAAGUAUAUUCUAAAUUCUGUCUCAGGACAAAGAAAUUGUGAUUGUGGCUUUCGACAGUACAAAUGGUUUGUCUUUGAUCAUGAACUCGUUUUGCCAGAAUACAUCGUUGAAUUUGAGUAUAUUACAAUGGCCAGGCCUCAUUCUUUAUUUUCUUCAUUCAACAAUGUUAUUCUAGAAGAAAGCAAGAAACUUUCAGAAGGAUCAGAAUUGUCCCAAGAUUUGAAAUUUGAUGAUGAAAUUAUGAAAAUGGAACCCAGGAUUAAGCCCCGAUCAAAACUUAUUACUUUGGAUGAUAAAACAAUAAUAUCUCUUGCCAAGACUAACAUUUACAGUCAUAUUGUGAGCCUAAAUCUACAUGGAAACAGUCUGAGUAAAUUGAGAGAUCUCGCCAAGUUAACAUGGCUUCGAAAACUGAACAUUAGCUUUAAUGAGUUUACUUGUUUGGAUGAUGUAUACCACUUGAGUAACCUUGAAUAUUUGGAUGCAAGCCACAAUCAUGUGAUAACCCUCGAGGGAUUUAGAGGUCUAAUGAAACUGAAGCACUUAGACUUGAGCUGGAACCAACUGAAAAAAUCUGGUGAUGAAAUUAAUGUGUUGUGCAAACACACCACAAGCCUUCUCACUCUUAAUAUUCAACACAAUCCAUGGCAAAAGCCAGCUACAUUGAGGUUGAGUGUUAUUGGCAGAUUAAAAACUCUUAAACAUUUAGAUGGACUCUCCAUUUCUGAAGAAGAAACAACAGUGGCUAUGAAAUUUAUCGCUGGAACAAAGAUUAGUCAGUUAUCUCUCUUGCAGCAUUCUAGUUCUAAAGAGGAGAGACCACGCAUACUUAGUAUAUGGCCUACUGCCAAAAUUCUGACACAGACUUCAAAGUUAGGACCAUAUUUACAUCUAAGUGGAAACUGGCACCUAAAGAUAACUGCCUUAAAUUUAGAUGGACAACAUCUCUUUGAAAUCACCAAUUUAGAAAAAUUGGAAAAUUUGAAAUGGGCAUCAUUCAGCAAUAAUAAUCUCACUAAAAUAGAAGGCUUGGAAUCCUGUGUUAACUUGGAAGAGCUCACAUUAGAUGGAAACUGCAUCUCAAAGAUAGAAGGCAUUUCCAAGCUAACUAAAUUAACCCGUCUCAGCCUAAAUAAUAAUCUCCUCACUGGCCUGGAAAAACAUACAUUUGAAAACAUGCUUCAUCUUCACUUCCUUUCUCUUGAGAACAACAGAAUCACUUCACUGAGUGGUUUACAAAAAACUUUUACACUGAUUGAAUUAUACAUAAGCAAUAACUAUAUUGCUCUCAAUCAAGAGAUCUACAAUCUAAAGACUUUAUGCAACUUGGUCAUCCUAGACUUGUAUGGAAACAUUAUUAUAUGGAAUCAAGAAAACUACCGGUUGUUUGUAAUAUUUCAUCUUCCAGAACUGAAAGCUUUGGAUGGAAUCUCAAUUGAACCACCAGAGACUGAAAGUGCCAAGGAUUUGUUUGGUGGCAGACUCACCUCAGACAUGAUUGCAGAACGACAAGGACAUUCAAACUUUACCCAGAUGCAAGAACUAAACUGGACUUCAUCAUCUAUCAGAACUGUCGAUUUGAUUCCAGUUGACCAGUUUCUAAAUGUGUUUAAUGUGAAUCUUCAGAACAAUAAUCUGACCUCAUUUAGUGGACUCAUCUAUCUUCCUAAUAUACAGGUCUUAUGUCUCAACUAUAACCAUAUUGAAUCAAUCCUACCUAGAGGAAAGUCUCAGGCUCACUUAACCAACAGACAACUGCUCUACCAGAAAGUGCCUUCAAGUGGCUAUGGGCAGCAAGGACCUUCAAAAACAAAUAGAGAUACAGUGACCAGUGAAAAUUUGCCUCCCAUAAUGCAAAGUUUAGAGGUUCUUCAUUUGGGAUACAAUGGAAUUAGUAAUUUAGUCCAGCUACAACUUAACAGAUUAGUAAACUUAAAAUUCCUCUUCUUACAGGGGAAUGAAAUCUGCCAGCUUGAAGGGCUCGACAGCCUGGUGCUCCUUCAGGAGUUGGUAGUUGACCACAACCGCAUCCGAACAUUUAAUGAAACUGCUUUUGCCAAGCCAAGCGCUCUGCUGGCACUUCACCUAGAGGAAAACAGGAUCCGAGAGCUGAGCAAACUGCAAUCUUUAGUAAAACUAGAGAAACUCUUCCUAGGAUAUAAUAAAAUCCAGGAUAUUGCAGAACUGGAAAAACUUGACGUUAUCUCUUCUCUCAGAGAGCUUACAGUUUAUGGCAAUCCAAUUUGUAGAAAAGUUCUACACCGCCAUGUGCUCAUCUUUCGCCUACCUAACUUACAGAUGUUAGAUGGAAUUCCAAUAACCUCAGAUGACAGGGCAAAAGCUGAAUUCCACUUCUCUGAAUUCCAGGCAAGGAAAAAUUCGCUAAUUCCAUUCACCAGCUCUCCUAUGGAUGGACCAUUUUGCCAAGUGAAAGCAUCUCCUAUUAAAAUAACAAAUGUAAUACUACCUGGUGGAUUUAGCCAUUACUUGGGACAUGAUUUCGCCUUAACUCCUGAAGUUGAAGACAAUAAAAACAAGAACACAGGGAUUCUGACAAGUAAUCCUCGAAGCAUUCAUGCAGAAAUCGCUUUUCAACAACUCAGAGGAAUGACUCUGUCUCCGUCUCUUUUAUCACAUCAGAAUGUUGUACCUCCAACGACACACAUAUACCAGAGCAACCAAGAUGAAGGAAGAGUUCCUGGGAGCAACUUUUCAAGAUCAAAUCGAAUGUAACUGCUUCAAGAGAAAUGAAUCAUACCAGGAAACCUCUUUCGUGUAGCGGUUGUAGAAAAACUAGCAGACAGUGGCCAGUUGGGGGGAAAAGCUAAUAAUCAUGUUACUUAUGUUACUGAGGCACUUCAGUUCCAUAUGAAGAUAAUCUAUCACCCUUGAAGAAUUUAAGAUCACCUCUCUUAAACUUUCCUUAUGGUUACCUAAAUUAUUUGCUUCAAUUUCUGCAUUAUAAAAAAAAUCAUGAACUACUUU
Molecule: messenger RNA, 4844 nt
Organism: Perognathus longimembris pacificus (Pacific pocket mouse)
Lineage: Eukaryota; Metazoa; Chordata; Mammalia; Rodentia; Heteromyidae
Gene: Lrrc9
Product: leucine rich repeat containing 9
Exons: 33
Coding region: 111-4592 (1493 amino acids)
Molecular function (GO): protein binding
Source: RefSeq, a predicted model, not a curated record